Messenger RNA from Echinostoma caproni, 1242 nucleotides. NCBI's taxonomy places the organism in Eukaryota, Metazoa, Platyhelminthes, Trematoda, Plagiorchiida, Echinostomatidae. The record is from the annotation of a GenBank genome assembly.
GCUUUAAAACCAGGACCGGACCGGUGCACAACAAGUUGCCUCGGUGGUACACGGUCAACAGUCUCGGCGGUCGCUUCAUCCACAUUCAGUUCAACUUACUCGACUAGCAAAAUGGCAGACGACGAAGUUCAAGCGCUUGUGGUGGACAAUGGGUCGGGUAUGUGCAAAGCCGGUUUCGCCGGCGAUGAUGCACCUCGUGCUGUGUUCCCGUCCAUCGUUGGUCGCCCACGUCACCAGGGUGUCAUGGUUGGUAUGGGUCAAAAAGACAGCUACGUCGGUGAUGAAGCUCAAUCCAAACGUGGUAUCCUCACUUUGAAAUACCCGAUUGAGCACGGUAUCGUGACUAACUGGGAUGAUAUGGAAAAGAUCUGGCAUCACACUUUCUACAACGAGCUGCGUGUCGCCCCCGAGGAACACCCAGUUCUGCUCACUGAGGCCCCAUUGAACCCGAAAGCAAAUCGAGAAAAGAUGACCCAAAUCAUGUUUGAGACCUUCAACACUCCAGCCAUGUAUGUCGGUAUUCAAGCUGUUCUCUCGCUGUACGCCUCCGGUCGUACUACUGGUAUUGUGUUGGACUCCGGAGAUGGUGUGACCCAUACAGUACCAAUCUACGAGGGUUAUGCUCUGCCUCAUGCCAUUUUGCGUCUGGACUUGGCCGGACGUGAUCUGACUGACUACCUGAUGAAGAUUCUCACAGAGCGUGGUUACAGCUUCACCACGACGGCCGAGCGAGAAAUCGUGCGUGACAUCAAGGAGAAAUUGUGCUAUGUGGCUCUGGACUUCGAGCAAGAAAUGGCCACCGCGGCUUCUAGCUCCUCGUUGGAGAAGAGCUACGAAUUGCCUGAUGGUCAGGUCAUCACUAUCGGAAACGAACGAUUCCGUUGCCCUGAGGCUCUGUUCCAACCUAGCUUCCUGGGUAUGGAAUCUGCCGGUAUCCAUGAGACUACCUUCAACUCGAUCAUGAAAUGCGAUGUGGAUAUCCGUAAGGACUUGUACGCAAACAAUGUGAUGUCUGGCGGUACAACCAUGUUCCCCGGCAUUGCUGAUCGUAUGCAGAAGGAGAUCACCGCGCUCGCUCCGAGCACCAUGAAGAUCAAAAUUGUCGCGCCACCAGAGCGUAAAUACUCGGUUUGGAUUGGUGGUUCCAUUCUUGCCUCGUUGUCCACGUUCCAACAGAUGUGGAUCUCCAAGCAAGAAUACGAUGAGUCUGGUCCGGGUAUUGUGCAUCGCAAAUGCUUCUAG